Messenger RNA from Ipomoea nil (Japanese morning glory), 445 nucleotides. RefSeq lists its product as uncharacterized. NCBI's taxonomy places the organism in Eukaryota, Viridiplantae, Streptophyta, Magnoliopsida, Solanales, Convolvulaceae. The record is from RefSeq and is a predicted model, not a curated record. The transcript has 4 exons. The coding region runs from base 26 to 412 and encodes 128 amino acids.
UUCUCUCUCACUCUCUGAGGGCGGCAUGGAUAGAAGGCUCUGCUUUGUUGUUGUUGUUGUACUAGCUGCUAUUAGCAGCUGGUGCUGUAGUGCAAAAGAUUUAGCAGCUGCUGACCUUAAGACAAAAUUCUUAGAGAAACAAGUUCAAGUUAGCGGAAAUGAAGAUCAGUGCUUACAGUGUAAACAACUUGUCGCCACCUAUUCUGAUAAGCAGAAACAAAGCCAGAUGCUUAACGCCGUUAACAAUUUUUGCCUCAUUAAUUAUUUUCCGUCCCCGCAACAGUGCCUUGACAGGUUUGAACCAAUUCUGACUAAGUUUUUCGAAAUCAUCAACUCCUCAACGCCUGAAACUCUCUGCACUUUGCUGCUUGUUUGCGACUCGCCUCUUGGAAUUCAGCAUUCUGCAUCUUAAGGAAGAAAACCAGUGGAAACCUUAGCUUGUUCA